This is a messenger RNA of Rhea pennata, 6513 nucleotides long. Its product is annotated as adenylate cyclase type 10-like. Gene Ontology annotation, biological process: intracellular signal transduction; cyclic nucleotide biosynthetic process. Gene Ontology annotation, molecular function: adenylate cyclase activity; protein binding. The transcript has 45 exons. The record is from RefSeq and is a predicted model, not a curated record. Gene Ontology annotation, cellular component: cytoplasm. The coding region runs from base 1 to 6513 and encodes 2170 amino acids. Lineage: Eukaryota; Metazoa; Chordata; Aves; Rheiformes; Rheidae.
AUGACAGAAAACGCCCGCGUCUUCCUGCUCAGCUUUCAGCCAGAGACACACUUCAAGCUGACACUUCAGUCACACCUCGCCAGCAUCGGUGUCCCAGCAGACACAAGGCACAACCCAGCCUUCUCCAGGUCCUGCCCCAGGAGUCCCCGCCCCACCCCAAAGGAGCCAAUGGAGGAGCUUGGGGGGCAACAGCAGAAGGCAGAAGCUGUUCAAGACAGGUUUGGGGUAUCUGUUGCAGUUGUCAGUGUGCCUCCGGAUGGAGGAGAGACCCCUCAGCCACCCCCGGGCGGCCUGGGAGAAGGAGGGCGGUCGCGCGCACAGCCCCCGGGCACCCCAGGAACGGGACGGGACUCCCCAGGGCAGCAGCUCUCCCCAGGCGUCCUCCGAGUUCUGCAGGGCCCAGGCGUCGCGGAGCCCGCGGAGCAGGGAGAAGAGGUGCAGAAGCUCAAGUUCCUGGAGUGCGUCUGCACCCUCUGCCGAGGCAGCAGCUCCAAGGCCUUGUCGUGGGGCCUGGAUGUUUUCUGCUGCAUGUACGACCUGGCCGAGCAUAUCAAGAGCCAGUGCGCUGUGACCCUGACCGUGACCAUCCUCCCUUGCCCUGAUGGCCCUGUGUCCACGUGCCCCACGCUGCCGCUGCACAACCCAACAGCCGCCCCUGGCUCUGCUGGGACCACAGUGCCAGCAUUACCCCGCCCCCUCUCCCGAGCCACGUCCACUGCUCAGCUAAGCACCAUUAAUGUGGCACAGAGCGUGACAUUUCUUCCCUCACCUCCAUUCUCCCAUAAGCUGUUUGUGAAAAACCUUCAGCCCUCCGAGGGCAUAGACAUCAUUGCCACAGCCAUCGAGGGCAUGAGGAACUGCAGCAAUUACAGCACGGUGGUGGCUACCCACAUGCUGAACAUGUUUGUGGUGGGCGCUGUCUCUUCACUGGAAGAUGUGCCACGGAUGAUAAGGUGCCUCUACAGGAACCUGAGGUACGUCAGGGAGUUGUUGGCCCGGGUCACCCUGAACAACAUCCUUUGCCAGCUGUGCUGCUCGAACCCUGACGAGGUGACCGUGAGCCUGCUCUACUGCUCCCCGCUCUGCAACAGAGCCAUGAGGAGAGCUCCGAGACACCUGUGUCGCUGGAUCUUCCACCAGCUGGCAAGGCUGCUGAGCGGGGAGGACCAGUUUCGCCAGAGGCCCGCCAUGGCUUUCUUUGUGGAGCUGCUGGAUGGCCUUGACCUUGCCGAGAUGGACGAUGCCGCGCUGCCACUCCUCUGGCGCUGCAUUCAGGCUGAGGGCCUGGAGCUGCGCAGACUGGCAUUCAGAGGUCUCCUGAGCCUGCUGAAGAUGGCAAGGAAAAUGCAGAGCCUGCUCCCAGACAUGGUGGAGUGGCUGCAGGAUGCCCGCAGGGACGUGCGUGCAGGAAGCUUGCUGUUGCUGAGAAACAUCCUCAGCUACCUGGACCAGAAGGGCUCCAACCCCAUCGCUCUGCAGCUGGCGGAGAGGCUUCUGCCACGCUUUGAUGACACUCACCACGAGCUGGCCGGUGGACCCAGCAACCCAUCCAGCAGCAGGGAGGCCCCCGAGGCCAAGAGCCAGGGAGAACCUCGAUCACCUUGGGCGCUGACGAUGUCUUGUGUCUGGGAGAGAAGGUCCAAGCACUGCUCAGAACUGGGGGAAGUAGCUGCUUACGUCCCCGACCUCAUUUUAUCUGAGGACUUGAGGCACGAAGCCCGUUGCGUUCAGAAUUUUCAUGGAGUACUGCUCUUUGCGGACGUCUCAGGUUUCACUGCUCUGACAGAGAAGUUUAGCCAGAGCGUCAGCCUCGAGCGGGGUGCGGACGAGCUAACGCAAACGCUCAAUGACUACAUGGGCGACAUUGUGGAGGAGCUGCUGGGCUUUGGAGGAGACAUCUUGAAGUUUGCAGGGGAUGCUGUACUGGUGCUGUGGAGAGUGAGGGAAACACAGCUGAGAGACACCAUCAGCCUGGUGCUGCAGUGCUGCCGGCAAAUCCAGGAGAAGUACAGCGUCCGUGACACAGACGUGGGCCUGAAGCUCCGACUGAAGAUAGGGAUCUCUGCAGGGCACAUGUCGCUGCUGACUGUGGGAGACCGCAAGGAGCAGCACUUCCUGAUCCUUGGCAAGGCCGUGGGUGAAGUCUGGCAGGCGCAAAACCUUGCAAGUGCAAGUGAUAUUAUCCUGUCAGCCAGCUGCUGGGAGCUCUGUAACCAGAGCCAGGUGAAGAGCAAGAGAGUGAAAGGCCAAGGAGCUGUGAAGGUUACAGGCGUGCAGCGGAUGUCUGUGUCGGAGCACGAAGACCUUUUCUCCAAGUUCACACGAGCACAGCUGAACUGCCGUUCUCUGGAAAUGCCAGGCGUCCUGAGGCCUGCUGUUACCUUGGCCCCUCAUCGUGCUCAGGGGAAGGUGCUGAGGAAGUACAUCCCAGCCAGUGUCCUGCGCAAGAUUGACGACAGACAGCCCCUGGCGUGCCUAUCCGAGCUGCGGCCGGUCACCUGCCUCUUUGUGAAGCUGCAGUUUGCUGCCAAGGUCAACCUAACGCAAAUCUGCAAGGCAAUCCAGGACAGCAGCGUGCUGAUUUCGGAGAUCCUCCGUCCUCACAAGGGCGAAAUCAACAAAAUCUCCAUGUUUGAUAAGGGCUGCACGCUGCUGUGUGUGUUUGGCCUCCCUGGAGGAAAGCUGCCCUGCGAGAGCGUUUGCGCCUUGGAAAGCGCGAUUAAAAUCUCCACCGCCUGCUCCGGGAGGCUGGGGAAAAUCGAGGCAGUGUCCGUGGGGGUCACCAGCGGGACGGCGUUCUGCGGAGUCGUCGGCCACCGCGUCAGGCACGAGUACACAGUCAUGGGCCAGAAGGUGAACCUGGCUGCCCGGCUGAUGGAGCACUACCCGGGGCUGGUGUCCUGCGAUGCGGCGACCUACGCAGCGUCCCGGCUGCCCCGGUCUUACUUCAAGGAGCUGCCGAAGGCCCAGAUGAAGGGGGUUGGCGAUCCUGGCACUGUCUAUCAGUACCUGGGGAUGUCGCAGAAGCUCACAUUUGGCCUGGAUCUUAUGGAGGAGAGGUCAGAGUACGGCCCCUUGCUCGGUCGCGAGGAGGAGAUUACCCUCUUUGAAAGUGCCUUGAAAGCCUACGGGACUUGUCGCGAAAGCAGCAUCCUAGCGUUUGAGGGUGUGCUUGGCUCUGGAAAGAGCCAUUUACUCACUGAGCUGGCAUCUUUAGGCCAGGCUGCUGGCCACAGGGUAGUGGCCGUGGAACUGACAGAGCUAAACCUGAAGCAGGUCUACUCUGCCCUCCGUAUGGUGCUGGCCAUGGCCCUGGGCCUGCAGGCAUGUCAAUCGUGCAGUGCCAGACAGCUUGUGCUGCAGGCAAAGCUCCAAGGGCUGAUGGCAGAGAGCAGCUACUGCCUCCUCAACGACGUCUUCCUCGUUAAGUUUCCCCUCUCGACGGCAGUUUCCCAGAUGAGUGGCACUCAAAGGCAAAUGGAGCUGGAGUUGGUUUUGAAGAAAGUGCUCCAGAAGACUGUUGAAGAAGAUGGCGUUGUAUUUGUCAUCGACAAUGCCCACUGCAUCGACUCUCCCUCCUGGAGUCUGAUGUGGAGCGUGCUCAGGGAUGUCUCGAUCUUCAUGGUGAUGAGCUUCACUGCCAGUCACUGCAGAAGACAGAGGCUUUGCCAAGCUGCCGUAGACAUCCUGAAGUUGCCGAAAACCAGCUGUGUUCGUCUGGGAGAGCUGAAGCCUUCCGCUGUAGUGCAGAAAGCCUGCCAGGAGCUUGGAGUUGUCAGCCUGCCCCAGGAUCUAGAGACGUUGCUGACGCAAAGAAGCUACGGCAUCCCCUAUUACUGUGAGGAACUGCUGCACUACCUUCUUGGCCACGACAUGCUCUUGUUCCACCCACUGGGGAAGGAUGAGAAACGAGAGGACAAGUGGGAGAGCCUCUUCACUUCUGUGAUGGAGGCUUCAACCACUGCAGCAGCACGGAGCUCCAGCGCGGGGAAGGACCGCAGGGUGUGCACCAUGAGGCCGGAUGUGACCCUGCAGAACACUGUACUUCCCCCUACGUUGAAAGGGAUUGCGCUGGCUGAGCUGGACAGCAUGAAGCCCUCGGAGCAGAUGGUUCUGAAGUGUGCAGCCAUCCUAGGGCCGCUGUUCAGCACGGAGCUGCUGUUCCACAUCCUUCCCGGGUGGAGCAGGGCCAAGCUGAACAAGGUGCUGAAUGCCCUGGUGAGAUGCAACAUCCUCAAGUGGCUGAAUGCUGCCAAGGGGGCAGAAGAGAGCAGUGUUCCCACCGAGGGGUCAGGCGCCUCUCUGGAGGAGGAGAGCGAUGCCCAGAAGUCAUCCGUGGAGGAGAGCAAGCAGAGGGCGAGGCUGGAGUCUGGCGUGCUGGCCUUUUGCGCCCCGCUGCUGCAGGAGGCUGCGUACGAGCUGUGGCCGAAGGGACAGAGGGUGGCCCUGCACCACAAGUGUGCGGCCUUCCUGGAGAGGCACGCGCACAAGUGCCAGUGCUGCGGGGGAGGCGACUUCGUUGCCUUCCACCGCUUGGCCCUCGGCAGCACGCAGGAGGCCGAGAGCGGAGAAGAGCAUGGCAGCGACUGCUCCUGGCGCAACUGGGAGGCCUCCCUGGCGACCAGCGAGGAGAUGAAGUCGGACGAGCUCCCCGCCUCUACGGAUGCUUCAAGUGGUGUAUCGAAAGAGAAGAGCUUCUUGGAGGAGAUUUUUCGAGCGGCAAAGCAGUUUCUGGCUAAGACCGAAUGGAUGCCCAAGGUGCCCAGCAAGACCCAGUGGACGCAGGGUGUGGAGUGUUCCUGCAGCUGCAAGGCCAUUGUGGACUUGGUGCUUGUGCCCUUGGCUCAGCACUACAUGGCAGUGGGCAAUGACGCCAGAGCCUUUUAUUAUCUACUGGAGGGUGCGGCUGCCUACUUGCACGUCUCCGACAACUACCUGGCCUUCCGGAACCUGAAGAAAGCAGAAGUGCUGAGGACCUUGGUGGCUAAGAAGGGAAACGCGCUUGCUUGCUUUGAAGAAGCCACUUUGCUGAGCCUCAAAGGAGAGGUCUGCUACCAUAUGGGACAAACGGAGCUGGCGAAGACAAUGAUCAGGAAGGCAUUGAGCCUUCUGAAGAGGAAAUUCCCCACGACCUCCACUGGCGCCGCCUUGCAGCUUGUGCUGGAAAAGUCAGAGCAUGCCUCUCACAAGAAGAACAGAGACUCCUCCGUUCCUCAGGAGGCAGGGAGGCAGAGGCUCCCCUGGCUGUUCCGGCAAAGCCACUGCCUGUCCUUACUGCGGCAGCUCUUCAGCCUGGAGAGCGCCUCCGGCAGUCGGAGGCUCUCCCGCCUGGCAGCACUCAUGAAGGUGAACACGGCCGAGGAGUCCGAGGAUGCCAGUCACGUCCUCUUGUCCUACCUGGAAUAUGCGCUGUGCUGCCAGAACCUGGGCUGCCGGGAAGAGUGGCUGCAAUACGGGCGGGCGGCCAUGCAGCUUAGCGCUGAGGUGCAGCUCUUUGGAGGAGGGGUAUUAAACAUGGCCAGCUUUGCCCAGGCCCUGUCCCAUCUGACCCUCAGCCUGGGAAAUCUGCCUCUGUCCGUCGACGUAGGCUAUCGUGCUGAGAGGCUCUGCAUGGAGCUGCAGAAGCCUGACCUGGGCUACGUGGUUCUCAGGACCCUCUUCACGGCACUCUUUCUGCAGAUGAGGUACCCGGAAUGUGAGGUAGUGCUGCGCAGGCUAGAGAAACAGGUGUCUGGAGCAGAUGAGAUCGUUGGGCAGGCAUGCUUCUUCUGCUGCUGCUUAGACCUCUUGCUUGAUGCUGGGUGGCAGUAUAAGUCCUUUGAAGAGUGCAGGAGGUUCGUGGAGCAGAACGAAGCCAACUGCCUUCUCCAGGCGCAGAGCAGCAUCCUGCUUGGACUGUAUUCGUCCCUGGCUCUUUGGUUUGCAAGGCUUGGGCAGUGGGACAACUUCCAGAAGCCCUUUGAAAAGGCCAAGAGGCUGCUGAAGAGCACUGGCGCCUGCCUUGUGGCCAGCCAAGCGUGCAGCCGGCUCCUGGAGUGCCAUAGCCUGGUGCUGAAAAAGGACAUGGAGCACGGCUCGUGGAGGGCCCGUGAGAGCUGCCGCAGGGCUCUAAGGCUCGCCGAAGAGGUUUUCUCUCGGUGCUCCACAAGCCCCGUCUUCUACCCCAGAGUCUACCACCUGAAAGCCUACAUUUUCCUGAUGCUGGGGAAUGAAGAGCAGAGCCUGCUGUGCCUCAACCAGGGCCUCCAAGCCUGUGAAGACCAUGGCAACCUGCUGGAGAAGACUUGGCUGGAGAUGAGCACUGAGUGCUGGUUCACUGGAAAAGGCCCCCUGGGAGAUUUGUGGCUGAAGACAGCCCCACAUUUUCCCCACCUGAACCAAGCAAAGCCAGAGGUCUGUAGCUCCAGCAACCAAAUGGGCAAAAAGGGCUGCUACAUCCACCAGCGUGGCAGCAACCUGCGGCCCCAGUUCCCCCAGUUCACGGCAGUGCUUCACCCCAACAUCAACCCAUGA